Molecule: messenger RNA, 556 nt
Organism: Brassicogethes aeneus
Lineage: Eukaryota; Metazoa; Arthropoda; Insecta; Coleoptera; Nitidulidae
Source: the annotation of a GenBank genome assembly
AAAUUCCCCAAAAAUUACUAUUUGUCAAAUUCCAAAGUUGAUCUGCCUUUUCGGGAGAUUAUCACCUUAUUUUAGCUUCUCUAAACCAAUUAUCAACAAAAAUGUUGAACACUCAAAUCUUGUCGGGGCUUAAAUCGUCUGUCCGCACUGCCAUCCACAGUCGCAACAUCGGAAUCUUGGCCCCGUGCUUACAGAAAGCCAGCGACCCAAUUCAACAGUUGUUUGUCGACAAAAUCAGGGAGUACAAGUCAAAAAGCUCUGGUGGCAAGUUGGUGGAGCCCACUAAAGAAUUGGAGAAAGAGUUGAAAACUGAAUUGGAAAAGGUGGCAAAGCAGUAUGGCGGUGGUUCCGGCGAAGACAUGACCAAGUUCCCCACCUUCAAAUUCACAGAGCCCACCAUUGACCCAAUCAACAUGGAGAAGUAGAUGGGAUUCUAAAAUCUCUGUCUUUGUUAUAUAAUGCCUAGUUAAAUACAUUAAAUAAGUACAACAAAAAAGAGUUUAUUUUAAUAACUGCAUGAAUAUAAUAAUAAAUAUCAGAAUCACAUUUUAAAUUU